Messenger RNA from Vidua chalybeata, 3017 nucleotides. RefSeq names its product lupus La protein homolog. The coding region runs from base 4 to 2661 and encodes 885 amino acids. NCBI's taxonomy places the organism in Eukaryota, Metazoa, Chordata, Aves, Passeriformes, Viduidae. The record is from RefSeq and is a predicted model, not a curated record. Gene Ontology annotation, biological process: positive regulation of translation; RNA processing. Gene Ontology annotation, cellular component: ribonucleoprotein complex; nucleus; cytosol. Gene Ontology annotation, molecular function: RNA binding; protein binding. The transcript is spliced from 14 exons.
GCCAUGUUCACAGCCGAUAUGAAAGAAAAAUCCAAAGACCAGAUCAGCCUUCCCGGGCUCAGCCAUGCAGUACUGGAAGCUCUCGUGAAUUACGCAUACACAUCACAGAUCCAGAUAACAAAGAGAAAUGUCCAAAGCCUACUCCAGGCUGCAGACCUGCUCCAGUUCGUGUCAGUAAAGAAAGCCUGUGAGCAGUUUCUGGUAAGACACUUAGAUACUGACAACUGCAUUGGGAUGCACUCCUUUGCUGAAUAUCAUGAUUGCUCCGAGCUGGAGAAAGAGUCCAGAAGGAUAUUGUUAUGGCAGUUUGAAGAAGUGUGGAAGCAGGAAGAGUUUCUGGACAUUGGCAAGGAGAAGCUCUCUUAUAUUCUCUCCAGGGAGAAUCUCAAUGUUCUUAAAGAAGAGGCAGCCAUUGAAGCUGUCAUUAAGUGGGUGGCACACAACGUGGAAGGAAGAAUUGAAGACAUCUGUGAAGUGCUGAGCUGCAUCAAAUUAGACAUAGAUAAUGUGUAUUUGAGGUCAGCUUUAAGCCUGCAAAAAAAAUGCCGACUCAAUGAGACUAAGAUAAGGUCACUCAUAUAUAAUGCCCUGAACCUCAAUCCCAAAGGUCUUUCCAGAAGAUCCACAGCAGCCAUGUAUGUAAUUGGAGGAUAUUACUGGCAUCCCUUAUCUGAAGUGCAUGUUUGGGAUCCUUUAACCAACACAUGGGUCCAGGGAACAGAGAUGCCAGAUCACACCAGAGAGAGCUAUGGGGUCACUAGUUUGGGACCAGACAUAUAUGUGACAGGAGGUUACAGAACAGAGAGUAUUGAAGCUCUUGACACUGUGUGGAUAUAUAACAGCGAGAGAGAUGAAUGGACAGAAGGCUGCCCCAUGCUCGAUGCAAGGUAUUACCACUGCGCUGUUUCCUUGAGUGGCUGCAUUUAUGCAUUGGGAGGGUACCGAAAGGGAGCUCCAGUCCAAGAAGCUGAGUUUUAUGAUCCUUUAAUACAAAAAUGGCUUCCCAUUGCAAACAUGAUCAAAGGAGUUGGAAAUGCCACUGCCUGUGUCCUGCAUGAAGUCAUCUAUGUCGCUGGAGGUCACUAUGGGUACAGGGGAAGCUGCACCUACGAUAAAAUCCAGAGAUACCAUUCAGCUAGCAAUGAGUGGAGUAUAGUCACCACAAGUCCACAUCCAGAGUAUGGAUUGUGUUCAAUUACAUUACAAAACAAGAUCUAUUUUGUGGGUGGACAGACCACGAUCACUGACUGCUAUGACCCAGAGCAAAAUGAGUGGAUGCAGAUGGCUCACAUGAUGGAGAGAAGGAUGGAGUGUGGCACAGUGGUUAUGAACGGAUGCAUCUAUGUAACAGGAGGAUAUUCCUAUUCAAAAGGAACAUACCUGCAGAGCAUUGAGAAAUACGACCCUGAGCUGAACAAAUGGGAAGCACUGGUAAAAAUGGCUGAAAAUGGAAAUGGUGAAAAUAUGUCUAUCUUGGAAAGCAAAAUCUGUCAGCAAAUUGAGUACUAUUUUGGCAAUCACAAUCUACCAAGAGACAAGUUUCUAAAGGAACAGAUCAAACUAGAUGAUGGCUGGGUGCCUUUAGAAGUAAUGAUCAAAUUCAACAGGUUAAGUCGCCUUUCAAAAGAUUUUGGUGUUAUUGUAGAAGCACUGAGAAAAUCCAAGACUGGUUUAAUGGAAAUAAAUGAAGACAAAACUAAAAUCAGAAGAUCUCCAAAUAAACCCCUUCCUGAAUUAAAUGACCAGUAUAAGGCUGCAAUUAAAAACAGAUCUGUAUAUGUUAAAGGCUUUCCACUAGAUGCUACUCUUGAUGAUAUCAAAGAAUGGCUUGAGGAUAAAGGUCCAGUUGAAAAUAUUCAAAUGAGGAGAACAUUGCAGAGAACUUUUAAGGGCUCAAUAUUUGCAGUUUUUGAUAGUGUUGAAUCUGCUAAGAAGUUCACAGAGAUACCAAAUCAAAAAUACAAAGACACAGAGCUGAUAGUACUUUUCAAGGAAGAGUAUUGUACAAAGAAGAAUGAAGAAAGGAAACAAAACAAAGUAGAAGCAAAAGCAAGAGCUAAACAGGAAAAAGAAGAAAAGCAGAAACAAGCAGCAGAUGCUGAAAUGAAGUCUCUGGAAGAAAAGACAGGAUGUCUUUUGAAGUUUUCUGGUGAUCUAGAUGACCAAACGUGCAGAGAAGACCUCCAUGAUGUGUUUUCUGGUCACGGAGAAAUCAAGUGGAUACACUUUGUUAGAGGUGCGAAGGAGGGAAUUAUCCUAUUUAAGGAUAUUGCCAAAGAAGCUCUGGAAAAAGCCAAAGCAGCACAUAAUGGGAACCUGCAGCUCCGGAACAAGAACGUUGCAUGGGAAGUGCUAGAAGGAGAUGCAGAGAAAGAAGCUCUGAAAAAAAUCCUGGAUGAUCAGCAGGAAUUGCUGAAACAGAAAACAAAAGGGCGCAAAAUUAAAGGAAAAGGAAGAGGGGGAAAGAUGCCUCAGGGUGCACAAAAAGGAAAAGUACAGUUUCAGGGCAAGAAAAUAAAGUUUGAGAAUGACGAAGAAGAUGGUGAAAACAAUACUAAAACAGAACCAGCAAGUCCCAAGAAGAGACCACUAGAAGAAACAGAAAAGGAGGAACCUGCACCAAAACAACUGAAAACAGAAAAUGGAGAUGGCAAUCAGUAAUACUAAAAUAAAAUAAUUUUAAAAAAUAGUGGUUUUAUUGUUCCAUUUUCAAUAGAUUUUUAAAUACGUGCCUCAGUUCAGGACUUUUUUGGCAGAAAAUCUAAUGAAAUCCACUUCAAUGUCAACCUACAAUUAGAGAAAAGUUUCAUUUUAUUGCGUUACAGCUUUUUUUUGUUUAAGAAGCAUGCUUACUGCUAACAUAAAACCCUGGAAAACUUUUCUAUUUAUAGUUUUGUUUAUACUGUCAGAUCUUCUCAAUUUUUCUGGCAUCACAUUCAAAUGUAAAAGGUUUUGGACUUUGUAAUCUUGUGGUUAUGUUUAAUAGCAGCUGGUAAUAAAUUCAGAACUUAAAACUG